Molecule: messenger RNA, 1233 nt
Organism: Entrophospora sp. SA101
Lineage: Eukaryota; Fungi; Glomeromycota; Glomeromycetes; Entrophosporales; Entrophosporaceae
Source: the annotation of a GenBank genome assembly
AUGUCUUGGGCAGCAAAAACAUUUUUGAAAAAAUUUGCCACAACAGGAGGUCUUUUUGGAGUAAAAGAUUUACUUAACCUAAAAAAAUUAACUGUCAGAAAUACCGAUGUCAGCAUACAAGAUAUUGAAAUACUACGGUGUAAACCGGAAAUUUAUAGUAAGGGUGGGGCUGGUAUUAGAGAUAAAGAUGGAAAUAAAAAAAUUUUUAAAUCCGAUGAGAUUUACCAAAAAAUGUUAGAAGUUUGUCAAAAAAACGGUCUUAGUUUUAGUGAUGAGAAAAUCAGCGAUGAAGACCGAAAAACUGUCCAGAAUCAAUUUUACAAACGAAUUCAAGGAGAUUUAGCCGCUAGUCAAAUAGCCAUAACUGAACUAGCCCCAGAGUUUCGACUUUUGGCUGACAUUACUCGGGUUUUUAACCAAAAAAAACUCCAAGCAAUAGAGAAUAUUAAACAACAACUAAAGAGUAGCGGGGUUUAUACCAAUAAAGAAAUAGACGAUUAUAUUAAUAAUAGUGUUCAUUCUCUCACGAUUGCUACAAUUUCUUCCCAGUAUCAUGAUUAUGAGAGAAUGCCCUACACUACUUUGGAAAAGGCCAAACCACAAAUUAUUGAAGAAAUUAAAUUCAAAAGGGCGGAAAAAGAACUAAUUAUGGCACUAAAAGCGGCGGAAAUAUGUCAGGAUAAUUACAUACAAAAAGCCGAAGAUCUCGUUCUAACUGAUAAGGACCCGUUCCAAAACUUUCCCACUGAGAUUAAGAAUUACAAAAGCAAAGCAGAAAUUGAAAAGCAAGAACAAGCCGCCUAUCAGCAUAUUCUCGGCAAGUUUAAAGCAAAAGUGCAACAAGACUUAGGUCCCGAACAACAAACUAAUGAAUACCAAGCUCUCAAUCAAGCCACCACUUGUGACUUGGUGAAAACAGUUCGAGGAAAUAUAAUGGCAGCCCGAAGAAAAAGUUCCCCUACUAAUCCUCUUAAUCCAGACAACCAAGGCUCAGAAAAAAAACCACUAAUUCCUUUGCCACCUCUUCCAGAAAAAGGAGAGAAAUCGGGCCUUAAAGUAACGGAUGAUGCCCCAAAGCCAGGGGCUAAACCGUCAGAAUUGAACAAGGGAAACGAUAAUAAAGACAAAAAAGAACAAUCUAAACCAAAAGCCCAGAGCAAUAAAAUUCCUCUACCGGUCAUAGUAUUUUUGGCAUUAACACCAAAAACUAGAAUCGAAGCAUUGCCUGAAUAA